This is a messenger RNA of Oryza sativa Japonica Group (Japanese rice), 1792 nucleotides long. Its product is annotated as PTI1-like tyrosine-protein kinase 1. NCBI's taxonomy places the organism in Eukaryota, Viridiplantae, Streptophyta, Magnoliopsida, Poales, Poaceae. Gene Ontology annotation, biological process: protein phosphorylation. Gene Ontology annotation, molecular function: protein tyrosine kinase activity; ATP binding. The record is from RefSeq and is a predicted model, not a curated record.
CAAAACGCUUAGAAAUAGGCAGCAGAAAAAAAAAAAGAAAAGAGGAAACCGAACUCCGCUAUAAAACCGCGCCUCCGCCGCGACGAAGCCGACCAAGUGAAGCAGCGCCGCCGCCGCCGACGACGACGACGACGACGACGAAACCGCCGGAGGCAGAGAGGAGCAGAGGUACGCACACGGUUUCAGACUACAAGGGGUAAAGUAGUGAGAAGAGAUGGUAAGGUGGCGCCGCUGGAUCUGCUGCAAUUGUCAAGUGAACGAGUCUGAUCAGCUUGAAAAUGGACAUGCCAAGGUCCUGACUAGUAAUGCAGAUGGAGUGACAAAGGGUUUGAAAGAUUCUGCUACUGAAAAAGCUCAGCCACAAAAUUCGGCUCUCACUAUCAAUAUUCCUGUUCUAUCCUUGGACGAACUAGUAGAAAAGACAGAUGAUUUUGGCUCAAGUGCUUUGAUAGGCGAAGGUUCUUAUGGUAGAGUGUACUACGCUGUUCUUGACAGUGGAACAAAAAUUGCAGUGAAGAAACUUGAUUCUAAUGAAAAUGAGCCCACUUCAGAAUUCUUGACCCAGGUCGCUUUGGUUUCAAGAUUGAAACAUGAAAACUUUGUAGAUAUGUUGGGAUACUGCACGGAGGGUAACCUUCGCCUAGUAGCAUAUGAAUUUGCCACUAUGGGUUCACUGCAUGAUGUUCUACAUGGAAGAAAAGGGGUGCAAGGUGCACAACCUGGUCCAGCACUUGAUUGGAUGCAACGAGUAAGAAUAGCUGUUGAUGCUGCCAAAGGACUUGAAUAUCUACAUGAGAAGGUUCAGCCCUCCAUUGUUCAUAGGGAUAUUAGAUCAAGUAACAUACUCUUAUUUGAAGACUUCAAGGCAAAAGUUGCAGACUUCAAUCUCUCAAAUCAGGCUCCAGAUAUGGCUGCUCGUCUGCAUUCUACUCGUGUACUGGGAACCUUUGGUUAUCAUGCUCCAGAGUAUGCAAUGACCGGUCAGCUGACACAGAAAAGUGAUGUGUAUAGCUUCGGAGUUGUUCUCUUGGAACUUCUGACAGGAAGAAAACCAGUAGAUCAUACAAUGCCUAGAGGGCAGCAGAGCUUGGUUACAUGGGCUACACCAAGAUUAACUGAAGAUAAGGUGAAGCAGUGUAUAGAUCCACGGUUGAAUGGUGAAUACCCACCAAAAGGAGUUGCCAAGCUUGCAGCGGUUGCAGCAUUGUGCGUACAAUACGAAGCUGAGUUUCGCCCAAACAUGAGCAUUGUGGUGAAGGCUUUAUCUCCACUGCUCACAAGUAAGCCGACUCCACCCGCGCCUCCACCAGCUCUGGACGGUUGAUGUACAGAAUCAUCAGAGAAGAAAUAACAACUAAGACCAUAUAAGCUUCUAAGGGUCAGGGACUAUUGUUUUUCCUGCUUGGUCAUUUUGCAUGGCAUACCACAGAAUGGAGCUACUUGCUUAUUGCUUCUCGGAAUUCAGGCUAACUGCAUGGAGAAUGUGUUUUGCCUUUUGAAGGAACACGAUCCGAGCACAAUAACAUACUUAAUUUUUGCAGACGGUGUCUAACAAUCGGGAUUGCAUUGCAUAUACUGUCAUUCUGGGCCAACCAUAGGAUUUGCAAGUAUUUAGGUGCCUGUUUACAGAAGAUUAGACGAUGGCUUGUGUUCUAGUAGUCGUUUAUUCAGUGAACUAGAGAUGAUGUACUGCUGAAUACUGAUGAUGUUCUUUGAUUCAAAUAGUAUCGCUGUUACUUGUGUUGCUUUACCGUUCGUUCAAGUCUUGGGAGAUAAAUCAAAUUAGUCACCA